Cloeon dipterum is the source of this 968-nucleotide messenger RNA. It is a transcript of the gene Sbds, whose product is annotated as SBDS ribosome maturation factor. The coding region runs from base 177 to 935 and encodes 252 amino acids. Gene Ontology annotation, biological process: ribosome biogenesis; cytosolic ribosome assembly. NCBI's taxonomy places the organism in Eukaryota, Metazoa, Arthropoda, Insecta, Ephemeroptera, Baetidae. The transcript has 5 exons. The record is from RefSeq and is a predicted model, not a curated record.
AAAUCAGCUUUCUAGAAACGUAGAGAAACCAACGCGAUCGUGAUUGUUUUGUUUACUGCAUACGCCUAGAGUUUCGUCCAGUUUCGUCGCAGAGUGCAAUCCAGAAACCUUUUUAAUAACGGAUUUUAACCCAUACCACUUGUGUUGUAAUUCAUAUCCACCUUAUUAAUAACACUAUGUCGAAAAUCUUCACACCCACUAAUCAAAUUCGGCUGACCAAUGUGGCAGUCGUAAGGAUGAAAAAGGGUGGUAAGCGGUUUGAGAUCGCGUGCUACAAAAACAAGGUUCUUUCGUGGAGGAGCAAAGUAGAGAAAGACAUUGAUGAAGUCCUACAAACACACACUGUCUUUGAGAACGUUAGCAAAGGUAAAGCUGCAAAGAAAGAGGACUUAAUAAAGGCAUUCAACAAGGAGGACCAGACGGAAAUCUGCAAAGAAAUCCUGGCCCAUGGAGAGUUGCAAGUGUCCGACAAAGAGCGGCAUGCGCAACUGGAGUCGACUUAUAAAGACAUUGCAAACACGGUUGCAGAAAUGUGUGUUAAUCCGGAAACAAAAAGGCCAUAUCCUGUGACAAUGAUCGAAAAGGCAAUGAAGGAUGUACAUUUUUCUGUGAAACCAAAUAGAAAUACUAAACAGCAGGCUUUGGAGGUUAUCCCAACUUUAAAGGAAUCGUUGCCCCUGGAAAGGGCUCAGAUGAGGAUAAAACUGACCCUUCCAUCAAAAGAAGCGAAGAAGUUAAAAGAAAAAGUGGUUGCGUGUGCUGCUAAAAUUGAAAAAGAAGACUGGAAUUCGGAUGAGCUCAUUAUUACCUGCUUGAUUGACCCUGGGCACUACCGGACGCUCGAUGAACUGAUCAGAACAGGAACCAGAGGACAAGGCAGCAUGGAACUUCUCAGUCUUAAGGAAGUUACUGAGGGAGAUGAAUUAUUCACUUAAAUCAUAUCGUUAAACUUAAAAAAAUAAAACUUA